UCUCCAUGAAGUUGUAGAACAACUUCUCCCCCGCCAACACCGUAUGCACUCCAGCCCGCGUGGUCAUCACUCCCCUCGGGCGCCCCUUGUACUCCAUAGUGGAUACGUAAGUUGGUCUCGUGAGGGAACAAAAAUGCACUUUCCAGACGGAGUUUGACGAAGCUGCCGACUUAUCCUUGCGCCUGUGGCUAUAUAACAUCCCUAGGGCAGGCACUCUGAGAACGACAAAAAGAUUCCAAGUCAAGAAGCCUCAAUCGACCGCAAGCAGCACUCAGCACUUGCCACUCAUCACUGGCAUCAUCGAGCCUGUCUUCACACCACCUGCAUUUCCCGCCAACCCAGAUUGAACAUGCUCAGAAUCAAUCAUCCUUACGCCUGGGCCUUUUGUGCCUUUGCCGCACUGGGCGCAUGCCUGUAUGGUUAUGAUGGUGUUUACUUCAAUGGAGUCUCUUCACUGGACGUGUUUAUCCGGCACUUUGGCACCAAGACGGCAGAUGGCACCUACAAGAUCACACCUUCCCAGCUCUCCAUCAUGACCUCGAUGAUCAAUGUUGGUGAGUUGGUGGGUUCCUUGACUGCGGCGCCAUUAAACGACUACCUGGGCCGAAAAAUGGUCUUUCUCAUCGCCACGGUUACCAUCAUCAUUGGUGUGGUGUUACAGCUGUCUUCAAACUCCAACCGAGGGUACAUCACCGGUGGACGUGUCAUCCUUGGAUACGGUGUUGGAUCAUUCUCGUCCACGUCACCACUCUACAUGGGCGAGGUCGCACCUACAUCCAUCCGCGGACCCUUGCUCAUGUGUUGGCAAUUGACCUUGUCGGUGUCGCAAAUCCUGGCGGCUGCGAUCAAUCGUGGCUUGUACAAAAACCAGACCAUUCUCGCUUACAAGUUCCCCAUUGGCUUUCAGCUCCUGUUCCCGGCCCUGGUACUGAUCUUCUGGUACUUCGUGCCCGAAUCUCCUCGCUGGCUGGUGCGCAAGGGAAGGGAUUCCCAGGCUGUCGUCUCUCUGCACCGCAUCCAUGGAGAGGACAAGACUUACGACGCCUCGACCGACAUGGCGGCACUUCAGGCCAGUCUUGCCGCCGAAGUCGAACAAUCGGCGCAGUCUUCGUGGUUUAGCUUGAUCAAGGACCCUAUCGAGCGACGAAAAGUCAUCUUCUCUGCCGGCGCACUGGUCGCUCAACAGAUCAACGGUAUCCAAUGGUUCUACUACUUCGGCACCGUUUUCUCCGAAGCCAUCGGUCUCAAAGAUCCAUUUUUGAUGACACUAAUCGUGUUCAUCAUCCAAGUAGUGGUUGUCCUGGCGGCAGUGCUCUUGGCCAACAAGAUUCCGCGUCGGCCUUUGCUUCUCAUCACAACAGGGAUCAUGACGGUUUCAAUCUUCAUCGUCGGCUGCCUCGGUAUCCCUGGAGGCGAUGUCUCUCCCACCUUUGGCAAAGUCAUUAUCUCGUUCGUCAUCAUAGAGAUAUGCGCAUUCAACUUUUCGUGGGGCCCAUUAGGCUGGACAAUUGCCUCUGAAAUGGCAGUUGGUCCUAACAGGAACAAAAUCUAUGCUAUCGCUGUGGCCUCGUUCUGGAUCACAGUGUGGGUCACGGUCUUUACGCUGCCUUACCUGUACUAUUCUGCCAACCUUGGCCCUAAGACCGGGUUCAUCUAUACGGGUCUGUGCUUUGUGUCGUUGGCGUACGUAUACUUCUGCGUUGGGGAGGUCACAGGUCGGACUAUGGAGGAGAUCAACGGGUUCUUCAUGAACGGAAUCCCGGCCAAGCAAUGGAAGCAUCAACCCAAGCUUGGGCGAUCAGACGAAGCUGAUACAAUCCAGUCGGUCUCCCAGAAAGUGACGAAAGAGGAAAAGGACGUCGUGUAAGCGGAUGAAGGAUCGACUCGUGAAUUGUGAAUGGCUCCUGAAGUUGUUAUCUGGUUCGAGAACAUG
Exophiala viscosa is the source of this 1933-nucleotide messenger RNA. RefSeq names its product general substrate transporter. The transcript is spliced from 5 exons. The coding region runs from base 350 to 1867 and encodes 505 amino acids. Gene Ontology annotation, biological process: carbohydrate transport; transmembrane transport. Lineage: Eukaryota; Fungi; Ascomycota; Eurotiomycetes; Chaetothyriales; Herpotrichiellaceae. Gene Ontology annotation, molecular function: carbohydrate:proton symporter activity. The record is from RefSeq and is a predicted model, not a curated record. Gene Ontology annotation, cellular component: membrane.